GGCGCCCGAGUUUAACUAAGACUAUUUGUAUGUCAACGGAUUAACAAUAUUCUCAGGACACGACCACUGAACCACGAUGGUGGACGACGAUCAACCCAAAACCUUGUAUGUGGGGAACCUGUCCAGGGAUGUGACCGAGCCCCUCAUCCUGCAGGUGUUCACACAGAUCGGGCCCUGCAAGGGCUGUAAAAUGAUAGCUGAUGCGUCUGGAAACGAUCCCUACUGCUUUGUGGAGUUCUACGAGCACAGGCAUGCUGCUGCCUCACUGGCAGCCAUGAACAGACGUAAAAUCAUGGGUAAGGAGGUGAAAGUGAACUGGGCCACGACCCCGACCAGCCAGAAAAAAGACACAAGCAAUCAUUUCCAUGUCUUUGUUGGAGACCUCAGCCCAGAAAUAACCACGGAAGACGUCAAAACUGCCUUUGGCCCAUUUGGCAAGAUAUCGGAUGCCCGUGUUGUGAAAGAUAUGGCUACGGGGAAAUCCAAGGGCUAUGGCUUCGUGUCUUUCUUCAACAAGUGGGAUGCAGAGAAUGCCAUUCGGCAGAUGGGUGGUCAGUGGCUGGGAGGUAGACAGGUUCGAACUGACUGGGCCACUAGGAAGCCCCCUGCCCCAAAGACCAACUAUGAAAGUAACUCCAAGCACCUAUCCCUUGAAGAAGUAGUGAACCAGGCCAGCCCCAGUAACUGCACUGUGUACUGUGGCGGAGUCAGCACAGGACUGACGGAACAACUGAUGAGACGGACCUUCUCCCCCUUCGGACAAAUCAUGGAAAUCCGAGUCUUCCCGGACAAAGGUUACUCUUUUGUGAGGUUUAACUCUCAUGAGGCUGCAGCCCAUGCCAUUGUGUCGGCAAAUGGCACCUCACUAGAGGGUCACAUAGUGAAGUGCUAUUGGGGCAAGGAGACUAUGAUGAAUCCCAUGCAGCAGAUGCCCAUGCCCCAGCAGAACAAGAUGGGCUUCACUGCAGCCCAGCCCUACGGCCAACGGGGCCAGUGGUACGGCAAUGGCCCGCAGAUCGGCCAGUACGUCCACAAUGGCUGGCAGGUCCCCACCUAUGGUGUCUACGGCCAAGCCUGGAACCAGCAGGGCUUCAAGUAA
Messenger RNA from Lampris incognitus (smalleye Pacific opah), 1099 nucleotides. Its product is annotated as cytotoxic granule associated RNA binding protein TIA1-like. The record is from RefSeq and is a predicted model, not a curated record. NCBI's taxonomy places the organism in Eukaryota, Metazoa, Chordata, Actinopteri, Lampriformes, Lampridae. Gene Ontology annotation, cellular component: cytosol. The coding region runs from base 77 to 1099 and encodes 340 amino acids. The transcript has a single exon. Gene Ontology annotation, molecular function: mRNA binding.